CUGAGGCGCUCAGGCCGGCGGCGAUGGAGGAGGGCAUGAGCAGCAUGCAGCAGAAAGCGGCGGAGCUGGAGCACAUGGCCGAAGUCCUGAUCACCGGCGAGCAGCUCCGGCUCCGACUGCAUGAAGAAAAGGUCAUUAAGGAUCGGAGACACCACCUCAAAACGUACCCAAACUGCUUCGUUGCCAAAGAGCUGAUUGACUGGCUGAUCGACCACAAAGAGGCCUCUGACAGGGAGACAGCCAUUAAACUGGUGCAGAAAUUACUGGAUCACAGCAUUAUCCACCAUGUCUGUGAUGAGCAUAAAGAAUUCAAGGAUGUCAAACUGUUCUACCGCUUCAGAAAAGAUGAUGGGACGUUUCCACUGGACAAUGAGGUGAAGGUGUUCAUGAGAGGACAAAGACUCUAUGAAAAGCUGAUGAGUUCUGAGAACACCCUUCUGCAAGCCAGGGAAGAGGAAGGAGUCAAGUACGAGCGGAGCUUUGUAGCCUCGGAGUUCAUGGACUGGCUGGUCCAGGAGGGAGAGGCAGCGACACGGAGCGAAGCGGAGCAGCUCGGCCGCCGGCUGCUGGAGCACGGCAUUAUACAGCACGUGUCCAACAAGCACCAUUUUAUGGACAGCGACUUGCUCUACCAGUGCAGAAUGAAUUUCCGGCGGCGGCGGCGACUGAUGGAGCUCCUCACUGAGAAAUCUCGCUUGAUGCCAGAAAGCCAUGACAGCCCCUUUUGCCUGCGCAAGCAGAACCAUGACAACAGGAAACACACCAGUUUUCUCUCAGUGAGUCCCACCAAGGAGAUAAAGAUCGUGUCGGCAGUGCGGAGGAGCAGCAUGAGCAGCUGUGGCAGCAGUGGCUACUUCAGCAGCAGCCCAACGCUCAGCAGCAGUCCCCCCGUGCUCUGCAACCCCAAAUCUGUAUUAAAGAGACCUGUGACUGCUGAUGAGCUCUUGAUGCCUGGAGCCCCAUAUGUUAGAAAAACUUUUACGAUCGUUGGUGAUGCCGUGGGCUGGGGCUUCGUGGUGCGGGGGAGCAAACCCUGCCACAUCCAGGCUGUGGACCCCAGUGGGCCAGCAGCUGCAGCUGGGAUGAAGGUUUGCCAAUUUGUCGUGUCUGUCAAUGGCCUCAAUGUUCUCCAUGUGGAUUACAGGACAGUAAGCAACCUCAUCCUGACUGGCCCUCGAACAAUUGUGAUGGAAGUGAUGGAAGAAACGGAGGCCUGAGAAGGCAAAAAACCCUAUUACUGGACAUUUUUGUGACAAAUAGCAACAGCCAUGGAGCGGCAUGACACAAGGCAGCAGAAUGUUAUUGUGUCUGAUGUUUUUGCUUUUAGGGGAGGGGGUUCUCUUUCAUUUAACAAUAAUAGCACUGGUGAUUAUGCUAAGGUGUGAGCAAUAGAUACCAGCAUAUCUUCACUGCGGACUUCUCUGUGCCCAACAGAGACAAGAUCAGGGCCUUUAGGUGGUCUGUCCAGCCAUGGCUGCAUGGGUCAGAAUGGGUUCCAGCCUAAGAGGCCGUGGACCUCCAGUCCAGUCCACUACUGGAUCAAAGCACUUCAGGAGGUGAAAGAGACAAGCUCUGUGAGGUCAGGAUGUCACAGAUGGUUUCCAUGAGAUACUGACAGUGAUAAACAUUGUCCUGGUGUCCAGCUUUGUCCCUGGAGCAUGUGCAGUCACAGUUACUCUCUCCUUGGGCUGAGGGACAGCUGACUAAAUCCUGGCUUGAUUAUAGUCAAACACAAAUGAACUGCAAAUGCAUGACAAAAGUGUCUGUGCUCUGUAGAGGAUAGUCUGGUAUGAAUGUUUGGGCUUGACUGAUUACACGGGUUAGUCUAGAAAGAAAAGGGAAAAACGUGUGGUACUUUUACAGAAACUGCCUUUGAAAAUUGGUCUUUUGGUUUCAAUGCCUGUGUGCUGGAUUAGAUGCUUGAGUAUAAAAUAAUGAUUUUGAGGUUUUUUCCAUAUCUGUAAAGGAAAGGUGCCUCAGUCUUGCUAUUCAUCACUUUGGAGAAAUUUUGGACACCUUAAUUCCCAGAAGAAGAAUAUUUGUCAGGUUGUAGUAGGAAAUUCACAGUGUUAGCAUAAGGAAGAAUACAUUCAUAUUCUCCAGUAGCAAAAGUACACUUCAAAUUGAAGCAAUGUACUUGAAUGUACAUUAAGCUUAUCAGCACUUUCCAAUCAUCUGAUGUUUUGCAAAGAACCAACUUCCCUCAUGACCUGCAUUUGACACUAUUACAAAUAAAACAUUGCAUUUAACUGA
Molecule: messenger RNA, 2253 nt
Organism: Sturnus vulgaris (Common starling)
Lineage: Eukaryota; Metazoa; Chordata; Aves; Passeriformes; Sturnidae
Gene: DEPTOR
Product: DEP domain containing MTOR interacting protein
Biological process (GO): positive regulation of GTPase activity; intracellular signal transduction; negative regulation of TOR signaling
Cellular component (GO): plasma membrane
Molecular function (GO): protein binding; GTPase activator activity; guanyl-nucleotide exchange factor activity
Source: RefSeq, a predicted model, not a curated record